Molecule: messenger RNA, 108 nt
Organism: Caenorhabditis briggsae
Lineage: Eukaryota; Metazoa; Nematoda; Chromadorea; Rhabditida; Rhabditidae
Exons: 1
Coding region: 1-108 (35 amino acids)
Source: RefSeq, a predicted model, not a curated record
AUGUUUAAAAUCGUCGUUUUCUCUUCUGUACUUCUGGCCCUUGGUGCCUAUUAUGGACAAGUCCAGGCUGCAGUUUUGCCGGUUUCCUCCACUGAAGUUGCAUUGUAA